Messenger RNA from Spodoptera littoralis (African cotton leafworm), 675 nucleotides. The record is from the annotation of a GenBank genome assembly. Lineage: Eukaryota; Metazoa; Arthropoda; Insecta; Lepidoptera; Noctuidae.
AUGAGUUUACAGUGGACGAUCAUCGCGACGUUCUUGUACGCCGAAAUCGCAAUCGUGCUUCUCUUGACAUUGCCGAUCGCAAGUCCAUCAAAAUGGCAGAGAUUUUUCAAGUCAAAAUUCCUCGCUUACAUAAGUGGUCAAGCAUCUAUUUACUUCUUAAUUCUUAUUGGAGUGUUAGUACUAUGCCUUCUCGAUGCCAUCCGCGAGAUGCAGAAAUACUCGAACAUCGAGUCUUCAGACCACCAGCACUUGGAUGCAGAGAUGCAAGGUAACAUGAGGCUGUUCCGUGCGCAGAGAAACUUCUACAUUUCUGGGUUUGCGCUAUUUUUGCUGGUAGUAAUUCGCCGGUUGGUCCAAUUGAUUUCGGAGUUGGCGACUCUUUUGGCACAGUCCGAGGCUAACUUCCGUCAAGCGCAAAGCGCAACAGUCACUGCCAGGACGCUUCUGGAUCAGGCUGGCGCUGGUGACGAGAAGAAUAAGAAAGAGUUAGAGGAACUGAAGAGCCAAAUCACUCUGCUGGAGAAGGAAUUGAACAAAGAGAAGAAGGACAAGGAAGCUGUGAAAUCCCAGGCUGAGAGCCUCAACAAGGAGUAUGACAGACUUGCUGAGGAGCACAGCAAACUGCAGAAGAAGCUGACAGUGGCCAGUGGAGGGGAUAGCAAGAAGGAUGAAUAG